Molecule: messenger RNA, 2092 nt
Organism: Camellia sinensis
Lineage: Eukaryota; Viridiplantae; Streptophyta; Magnoliopsida; Ericales; Theaceae
Gene: OZS1
Product: C4-dicarboxylate transporter/malic acid transport protein
Biological process (GO): intracellular monoatomic ion homeostasis; stomatal closure; transmembrane transport
Cellular component (GO): membrane
Molecular function (GO): voltage-gated monoatomic anion channel activity
Source: RefSeq, a predicted model, not a curated record
AAAAUAUCAUGCAAACCAUAUGAAAGACCUAAAGACAAACAAUAGAACAAAGGGUUCACUUGGGUUACUUGGAUCAAUUAAGCAGAAACAAAAACAUGGACAGUAAAAGAGCAACUUCUCAUUCAAGUCCUCUUGACAAUCAUUUUGUGGACAUCCAUGAAGUCUUCCCUGAAGAAGAAGAAGAAGAAGAACGAGAACAAGGAGUGAAAAAAAUGACUGACAAACCUGAGAAGCGCUCGAGCAGGCCCGUCAAGACUCGAGAAUCAAAGAAACAACAACAACACAGAAGCUUUAGCCGCCAAGUCUCACUAGAGACCGGCUUUUCAGUGCUCAACAGAGAGUCCAAAGCAGCUAAAGAUGAAAGAAGAUUGCUUUCAAGAAGUGGAAAUAGUUUUGGAGGGUUUGGUUCCGUGAAUAGGGUUAGUGGUGAGGCAAUUAGGAGGACAGAUUUCAGCAUAUUUAGGACGAAAUCGACUCUCGGGAAGCAGCACUCGCUGUUGCCUACAAGGAAGGAGAGUGAAAUGGAGAAUCAGAGAAACGAGGGGUAUGGAUCUGGAGGGGUUGAUGAAUCUGUAAAUAAGAGUGUCCCUGCUGGAAGGUACUUUGCUGCUCUUAGAGGACCUGAACUUGAUCAAGUCAAGGACUUUGAGGACAUCCUCCUCCCCAAAGAUGAGAAAUGGCCCUUCCUCCUCCGAUUCCCCAUCGGCUGCUUCGGUAUCUGCCUCGGCCUCAGUAGCCAAGCCAUCCUCUGGGGAGCCCUGGCGACCAGCCCGGUAACCAUAUCUCUCCACAUCACCCCCUGCAUCAACCUCGCUCUCUGGCUACUCGCCCUCUUAGUUCUCACCUUCGUCUCCACCACCUACAUCCUAAAAUGCAUCUUCUACUUCGAAGCCGUCAAGAGAGAGUACUUUCACCCUGUCCGAGUCAACUUCUUCUUCGCCCCGUGGAUCGUCCUCAUGUUCUUAGCCCUUUCCACUCCCCCUUUAAUCUCCUCCUCCCCUCUCCACCCUGCCAUUUGGUGCACCUUCAUGGCUCCUCUUUUCUUUCUCAAGCUCAAAAUCUACGGCCAGUGGCUCUCCGGGGGGAAGAGGCGACUAUGCAAGGUGGCGAACCCCUCUUCUCAUCUCUCUGUGGUAGGGAACUUUGUGGGCGCGAUUUUGGCAGCCAAGGUGGGGUGGAAAGAGCCUGCUAAGUUCUUGUGGGCAGUCGGGUUUGCGCAUUACCUUGUGUUGUUUGUGACAUUGUAUCAGAGGUUGCCGACGAGUGAAGCGUUGCCUAAAGAGUUGCACCCUGUGUAUUCUAUGUUCAUUGCAGCUCCGUCUGCGGCGAGCAUUGCUUGGGAGACUAUCUAUGGAGAGUUUGAUGGGUUGUCAAGGACUUGCUACUUCAUUGCAUUGUUCCUCUAUGUUUCUCUGGUUGUGAGAAUCAACUUCUUCAGGGGUUUCAGGUUUUCAGUUGCAUGGUGGUCUUACACCUUCCCCAUGACCACUGCAUCACUGGCGACCAUCAAGUACGCAGAGCAUGUACCUUCAAAUAUAACCAAAGGCCUCGCUCUCACCCUCUCAUUCAUGUCCACAACAAUGGUGUCCGUCUUGCUUGUUUCUACCCUCCUCCAUGCCUUCGUUUGGCACACGCUAUUCCCGAAUGACCUCGCCAUUGCCAUAACCAAGAAAAGACAUGUGAAGGAGAAGAAGCCAACCAAAAGAGCCUAUGAUAUACGGCGCUGGACAAAGUCUCCUCUCUCCCUUGUUUCAUCCAUAACCAAACAUAAUUCAAAGAACAAGGACUCUGAUGGACAGAAAGAAGUUGAGGAUUGAAUCAUCUGUUAGGCAAAACCUUGCAGCCAAAAUAGAAGUACUCUAAAAUUCUCAGCACCUUCAAAAAAAAAAAAGGCAAAAAGUGUCGGACAAAUAAAAUUUCACCAUGUAUCUCAAUCCCCCUCGUGGCUUUGUAAUUAGUUACUAUCUGACACUUUCCAGAUAAGUUAGGAAAGGAUCUUCCUACAAAUUGUAAAAUAAAAAUCCAAUUUCCAUUCUCUUCAUUAUAAAGAAGUUAUGUGGUAGGUCCAACCUAUCAUGUAGUUGUGUCCUCA